Amphiprion ocellaris (clown anemonefish) is the source of this 8912-nucleotide messenger RNA. RefSeq names its product calcium channel, voltage-dependent, T type, alpha 1H subunit a (gene cacna1ha). Gene Ontology annotation, molecular function: low voltage-gated calcium channel activity; voltage-gated sodium channel activity. The transcript has 38 exons. Gene Ontology annotation, cellular component: voltage-gated sodium channel complex; neuron projection; plasma membrane. NCBI's taxonomy places the organism in Eukaryota, Metazoa, Chordata, Actinopteri, Pomacentridae. The record is from RefSeq and is a predicted model, not a curated record. Gene Ontology annotation, biological process: calcium ion import; positive regulation of calcium ion-dependent exocytosis; sodium ion transmembrane transport. Bases 552 to 8129 code for a protein of 2525 amino acids.
CCUCGGCUUGGCUCUUCAUGCGUUUUUCGCGCGCAUGUGUGUCUCCCGGUGCGCGCUACGUCUCCAUCGCCGGUCAUCAAGUCACGUGUCUCAGGGCUCCCGGGUCCUGGGCCAAGUUUUUUUUUUUCCGUGUCAGAUCGUCCACGGACCUUCAGCACAGCAAACCCACGCAGACCGACCCUCCCGCGCGCAUCUCCGCUCCACGCUGCGUAAACCAGCACCUCGGCGAGGAUGAAGGGACGGAUGGACGGACGCACGGAUGUGGAUAGAUGUUGCCCUUUAACUGAUCGAGACCACUCCAAGUGACUUCUUUGAUUACUUCCAGAGCUUUUCUGACGACUCUCGGAUUACCUUUAACAAGCAAAAGAAGGAGAUUUAUUUCGUUUUUUGUGUGUGUGUGAGGAGAGAGAAGAGAGGAAGGGAAGAAAGAAAGGGAAGCUCCGGGUUGCUGAGAAAGGCUGGGUGCGCUGGAAAGACGGAAAGUCACGGAUCAUGCUUAUGGGAACUUCCGAUUCCGUCUCGAUAAGAGUGGCUCUGCCUGAUGCUCUAUCAUGACUGAUGGCGAGGGGAGAGCGCGCUUUCAGUACGCAGAGUGCCAGGAGCAGGAGGAGGAGGUACAGGAGGAGUUGAGGCUUGCUAUACCGACGCCCUACAGGAACGACGACCCGGGUCAUGAUGCUGACCCAGGAGGAAGCCGGGCUGAGGAGGAGGAAGAGGAGGAGGAGGAGGAGGAGGUGGAGAGGAGGAGAAGGCGGAGGAGGAGGAGGAGCAGCGGUGGUCGAGGAGAAGCUGGAGCUGAAUGGAGUCCUGAAGUUGAGCAGCAUGAAGAGGAGGAACCGGAGCUGGAAGCGGAAGUUGGACCGACACUGGGAGUUCGGAUCACGGCUCCGAUCCGUGAUCCAGACUGUGUCUCCGAGGAGGAGGAGCAGCAGCCAUACCCGGCCCUGGCCCCCGUGGCCUUCUUCUGCUUAAAGCAAACAACGAGGCCUCGCAACUGGUGUCUUCGCAUCGUCUGUAACCCGUGGUUCGAGCACGUGUCCAUGCUGGUGAUCCUGCUCAACUGUGUGACUCUGGGGAUGUUUCAGCCCUGCGAGGACGUUACCUGCCAGUCAGAGUGGUGCCGCAUCCUGCAGGUGUUGGACGACUGCAUCUUUGCAUUCUUUGCGGUGGAGAUGGUCAUCAAGAUGGUGGCCCUGGGAAUAUUUGGCCCCAACUGUUACCUUGGUGACAAGUGGAACCAGCUUGACUUUGUCAUUGUCAUGGCAGGGGUGAUGGAAUAUUCUCUAGAUGGCCACAAUGCCAGUCUGUCAGCCAUCCGAACUGUCCGAGUGCUCAGGCCACUGCGGGCGAUUAACAGAGUGCCAAGUAUGAGGAUCUUGGUGACGCUGCUGCUGGACACCCUGCCCAUGCUGGGAAACGUUCUCCUCCUCUGCUUCUUUGUCUUUUUCAUCUUCGGCAUUGUGGGAGUCCAGCUGUGGGCGGGACUGCUCCGCAACCGCUGCUUCCUGGGAGAGGACAUAAGAACAAUGUACAACCUGUCUAUAAAUCCUUACUACAUGUCUGAGGAGGGUGAAGACAGCCCGUUUAUCUGCUCAGCUCCCCGAGAGAACGGGAUGCUGCGCUGCCACGAUGUGCCAGCCUUCACGGAGGGCAAGGCCGAGUGCUCACUGGCCGCUCCCCACCAAAGUUCAGCUCUGGUCGGACCGUCCCCAACGGAGAGCGGUGCCGACGUUAAUGGCUGCGUUAACUGGAACCAGUACUACAACGUCUGUCGCCCCGGGCAACUCAACCCUCACAAGGGAGCUGUCAACUUUGACAAUAUUGGCUACGCUUGGAUAGCCAUAUUCCAGGUCAUCACACUGGAAGGAUGGGUAGAUAUCAUGUACUAUGUCAUGGACGCUCACUCCUUCUACAAUUUUAUAUAUUUUAUACUGCUCAUUAUUGUGGGCUCUUUCUUCAUGAUCAACUUGUGCCUCGUGGUCAUCGCCACCCAGUUCUCCGAGACGAAGCAAAGGGAGAACGCCCUGAUGAGGGAGCAGCGCGCUCGCUACAUGUCCAACGACUCCACACUCGCCAGUUACAGCGAACCCGGUUCUUGCUACGAGGAGAUGUUGCGCUACAUUAGUCACCUUUACCGCAAGUUAACCCGCAGGCUGCAGAGGAUAUACUCUGGAUGGCACAGUAAACGGCGCAAAAAGGUGAACCCUAAUGGCAGUGGGGGAGGCAAUAACGGUGGUGGUAAUGGACACGGCCACAGUUCGAGCAGAGGCUGCGGAGGCUCAGGCCCCAGUAACGCAUUAUGGUUGAGGCCGAUCCAUAACCUCCUGCAGCACCAUCAGCACCAGCACUGUCGCCUCAGCAACGGCGGGCAGCACCCCAUCAGCGUGGCGACCGCUGAGCACAUGGACAGGGGAGGACGUGUGGGAGGAGGGGAGGAACUGGAGAUGAAGUCGCUUUCUGUUCGGAGAGGAAGCGCAAAUGGAAAUAGCAGCGACAGCCCGACCGUGGUCACCCAGGGCAUGGGGGCGUUGCUGGGGCGACUCAACGGGGGGAUGAACUAUCCGACCAUCCUGCCAUCAUUUGUGUGCAGCUACAGCAGCAAGACGCCGCCUCCCCACUCGAAGCAGUGUGGGCCCAGUCCGGAGCAGCAUCCACCGAACCACCCAGCGUCCGAACACGCAGAGACACUGAACAAGCUUUACCAGCUGAUGGGGCAGCACAGCCGACAGAGGCUGCUGUACCAGCUGGCGGGCGUGGUGCCCAGCCCCUUGCUCCUGGAGCUGCUCAGCUGCCCCCUGUGUGCUCGCAGCCUGGAGACCCUGGAGCUGGAACUGGGAGACCUGGAGGGAGGCAAGGGUGAGGCGGACGGACUGCACGACUUCCCCCAGGGGCUAGACCUAAGAGGAGGCAGAGUUCGCAGACGGCGGAGAGUUGUGGAGUUCAAAAAUGGAGCCGUUCAGGCCUGGAUAGACUUUAGAGACAAGCUGAGGAGGAUUGUGGAGAGUAAAUACUUCAACCGAGGGAUCAUGAUCGCUAUCCUUGUCAAUACUCUCAGCAUGGGGAUAGAAUACCACGAGCAGCCCGAGGAAUUGACUGAUGUGUUGGAGAUUAGUAACAUUGUUUUCACCAGUAUGUUUGUGCUGGAGAUGGGCUUCAUGCUGCUGGCUUUUGGCCUGUUUGGAUACAUCAGGAACCCAUACAACAUCUUCGACAGCAUCAUCGUUAUCAUCAGUGUGUGGGAGAUAAUCGGUCAAGCGGAUGGUGGGUUGUCAGUCCUGCGAACGUUUCGUCUGCUGCGAGUUCUGAAGCUUGUUCGCUUCCUGCCGGCCCUGAGGAGACAACUGGUGGUGCUGAUGAAGACCAUGGACAAUGUGGCUACCUUCUGCAUGCUGCUGAUGCUUUUCAUCUUCACGUUCAGUAUACUGGGCAUGCAUCUUUUUGGUUGUAAGUUCAGUCUUCAAACUGAGAAUGGAGACACCAUCCCUGACCGCAAGAACUUUGACACUCUACUCUGGGCCAUCGUCACUGUAUUCCAGAUUCUGACCCAGGAGGACUGGAACGUGGUGUUGUAUAAUGGCAUGGCUUCUACCUCUCCAUGGGCGGCUCUCUACUUUGUUGCUCUCAUGACAUUCGGCAACUAUGUGCUCUUCAAUUUGCUGGUGGCCAUCUUGGUUGAGGGCUUCCAAGCUGAGGGUGAUGCUAAUCGGUCAGAGUCAGAUGAUGACAAGAAAUCGGAUAACUUUGAUGAGGACGAGAAGGUAGAACAACUCAGAGACAAUGAGCUGAAGAUGUACUCUCUGAUGAUGACAGCUAAUGGUCACAUUGACCCUCGUGUCUCCACGGCUCCUCCCAUAAUCAUGCGCACAGCGGCCACGCCCAUGCCCACCCCGAAGAGCUCCCUGGGACCCGAGUCCAUCCUGGGGGAGGAUCUCAUGUACAGAGAGGGGGUUCCUCAGUAUAGCGAGAUGGGGCUGGGAUUUUCUGAGGCAGGAAAUGGACAUGCAGAGUCUCGCCGUGGAAGCUCAGCGUCCCUGGAACCUUUAGCCUAUGAUCAGCGCUCUCUGGGCCUCUCUAGUCCCGGGCGGCGCUCUCCUCUUCCUCCGCGUGGUUCGGGCAGCUCGUGGGGAAGCCGGCGCUCCAGCUGGAACAGCCUGGGAAGAGCUCCGAGCCUCAAACGGCGAGACACCAGCGGUGAGAGGGAGAGUCUGCUGUCUGGGGAAGGUGGAGAGGAGGAGGACGGCAGGGACGAUAAGGAUGAGGCUGAGGUGAACAACAGACUGAGGCCGGGGUCCUUGGAGCUGCUGCAGGCGUCUACUCUCUGCCCUUCUAUAAUAGCGGAGUACGGCGACUGUAACGGGAGGACUGUGACUUACGACCCGAACAUGAACUCCGACUCCAAGGAUGACUCCUCGCCUGAGGACGACAUGGACGAUGACGGUCCUUUCUGCUACUGGGUCAAGAAAGAGUUCCAUAACAUGAAACCUCACUGGUGCAAAGAACAUGAAGACUGGACGCUGUACUUGUUCUCUCCAGAAAGCCCAUUCCGUGUGUGGUGCCAAGCUGUGAUCUCUCACAAAAUAUUCGACCAUGUGGUUUUGGUUUUCAUCUUCCUCAACUGCAUCACCAUCGCUCUGGAAAGACCUGACAUACAGCCUCACAGCACGGAGCGAGUGUUUCUGAGUGUGUCCAACUACGUUUUCACUGUGAUCUUCCUGGCAGAGAUGACCGUUAAGGUUGUAGCUCUUGGUUUCUGCUUUGGGAAGCAGAGCUACCUCCAGUCCAGUUGGAACAUUCUGGAUGGUUUAUUGGUGUUUGUGUCUCUGGUUGACAUUUUGGUCUCUCUGGCGUAUACUGGCGGAAACAGGAUCCUGGGAAUUCUCAGAGUCCUUCGCCUACUACGAACACUUCGCCCACUCAGGGUGAUCAGUCGAGCCCCAGGUUUGAAGCUGGUUGUGGAGACUCUUAUCACCUCUCUCAGACCUAUCGGAAACAUCGUCUUGAUCUGCUGUGCCUUCUUCAUUGUCUUUGGCAUCUUGGGGGUUCAGCUGUUCAAAGGGAAGUUCUACCAUUGUGAAGGUCUAGACACGAAAAACGUCACGAACAAGUCUGACUGUCUCCAAGCCAACUACCGCUGGAUACGAAGAAAGUACAACUUCGACAACCUGAUUCAGGCUCUGAUGUCUUUGUUUGUACUGUCGUGUAAGGACGGCUGGGUCAACAUCAUGUACGACGGGCUCGAUGCAGUGGGAGUGGACCAACAGCCUGUAAGAAACCACAACCCAUGGAUGCUCCUCUACUUCAUUUCCUUCCUACUCAUCGUCAGCUUCUUCGUCCUCAACAUGUUCGUCGGUGUCGUGGUGGAGAACUUCCACAAGUGCCGACAGGACCAGGAAGAGGAGGAGGCCCGAUUGCGGGAAGAGAAGAGGCUCAAAAUGAUAGAGAAAAAGCGCAGGAGUAAGGAGAAUGGAGGGGCUGAGGCCAAGCAGAGGCCCUACUAUGCCGACUACUGUCCCCUGCGUCUGUACAUCCACACACUGUGCACCAGCCACUACCUGGACCUCUUCAUCACCUUCAUCAUCUGCAUCAAUGUCUUCACGAUGAGCAUCGAGCACUACAAUCAGCCACAGUAUUUAGAGGAGGUUCUGAAGUACUGUAACUACGUGUUUACCAUCAUCUUUGUCAUCGAGGCCCUGCUCAAACUUGUGGCGUUCGGCAUACACAGGUUCUUCAAAGACAGGUGGAAUCAGCUGGAUAUAGCCAUAGUGGCAUUGUCCAUCAUGGGCAUCACCCUGGAGGAGCUGAAAAUGAAUGCAGCACUGCCAAUAAAUCCUACCAUCAUCAGAAUCAUGAGAGUACUCAGGAUAGCACGAGUGCUGAAACUUCUGAAGAUGGCCACGGGGAUGAGAGCUCUGCUGGAUACCGUCAUGCAGGCGCUGCCGCAGGUGGGAAAUCUUGGUCUCCUCUUCAUGCUGCUCUUCUUCAUCUAUGCUGCUCUGGGAGUGGAGCUGUUUGGCAAACUGGAGUGCAAUGACAACAAUCCAUGUGAAGGUCUGAGUCGUCACGCAACCUUUGAGAAUUUCGGAAUGGCCUUCCUCACACUGUUCCGAGUGUCCACUGGAGACAACUGGAAUGGGAUUAUGAAAGACACAUUAAGGGAGUGUCACCCAGACGACCGCCACUGUCUCUCAUACCUGCCUUUGGUCUCUCCAAUUUACUUCGUCACCUUUGUCCUCAUGGCCCAGUUUGUUCUGGUCAAUGUGGUGGUGGCUGUUCUGAUGAAACAUCUAGAGGAAAGCAACAAGGAAGCUAAAGAGGAUGCAGAGAUGGAUGCAGAGAUCGCCUUGGAGAUGGCGAUGGAGAGGGAACGCAGACUAAGCACAACUUCAAACAACAGCUCAGUGGCAGGAACUUAUGUUGGACCAUGCCCAAAUUCACCUGGAGAGGAAGAAGAGGUGCAGUUUGAUGACCAGGACCAGCUGUCGUCAGGGAAGAUGUCUGUAUCCAGGAUGCACUCGCUACCUAAUGACAGUUACAUGUUUCGGCCUGUACGGCCCGCCAGCGCCCCCUACCCAUUGGAAGAAUUAGAUCUCAGCCCCCAGCACCAGCAUUCAGUUUCAGUGAUGUCAGUCCACUCUCAGCCUUGUGAGAGCCGCUCCCUGCUGCAGGUUCCAGAUGUUUCCCCCGUUCACCGUCCCACCCUCACCCUCCCUCGCAUCGCCCCGCCAACACCCAGCCCCUCACCACGGGCCCUGCACAGACAGGUGGCAGUUAAAGUGGAUUCGGUGGAGUCCCAGGGUUGUGAGCACCAAGAGAGGCCUGCUGCUGUCCUCCUGCCCCCCCUCUCCCCUUCCCCACGUUCACUUACCUCCUCUUCAUCGCCUCUUCCCCCUCCUUCUCCCUCAGCCCUCUCCCUGCCACCCUGCUCCCCCUCUCCCUUCCCACUCCCUCCUCCUUCUCCCUCCCCUCUCCCUUUAUUACUAUCUUCCCCACCACUUCUUCUCCCCCCACCUCCCUCACCACGCCUCCCCCUGCGUCCUCCGAGCCUCCGGAGACCCCGACCGCCCUCCGCCAUCUCCCUCUCCGACCCGGCCGACGAGGAGGUGUAUCACAUCACCAGCUCCGCACAACUCAGAUGGAGGGAAGAGGAAGGAGGAGGGCAGGAGAGCAGGGGGAAGACGGGUCGCAGUCACUCCCUCUCCCCUUGCACCAUGCCAUGCUCUCUCGACCCCACUUCCUCGUCUCCUCCUCCCCCGCUGCCACCUUCCUCCUCACGGAGCGCGCUCAGUCUGCUCGGGGCAGGAUUGAAAGACCAUGACUUCAGGAAAGGCUUUAGCGUCGAUAACCAGGGCUUCCUGGACAAGCCGUCAUCGCUGUCUGCCGGUCACUCGGACGACCACCGGCGCCAUUCCAUCGAGGUCUGCCUCCCGCAGGCCGUCAUCACAGGAGAUAACCAACACUUCACACAGGAUGUCCGUCGGUCGGAGAAAGGUCAGGGAUUUCCUAUGAGGGUGCAGUCAGUCGGGAGCAACCACAGAAAGAAGAAGAUGAGUCCUCCCUGCAUAUCCAUCCACCCGCCAACAGAGAGGGAGCAUCCCCACGUUGCCUCACCCCCAAAACUGGCCGACUGCAGCAUGAUGCUGAGACGCAGGACACCGUCCUAUGACUUGACACCACACACACAGUCAAGCACACAAGACGUCUCGGCAGACACACAGAUGCAAACACCGCUAACGCCAAUCCACGUUCCUCUGCAAGCACACUCGCCGACCCACACACUGACCCCUUCAUCCACCCCGACGCACACUCAGGCAUACACCCCGCCACCUGCAUCCAUAUCUACACGCCCGCACAUCCCCAUCAGCCCCAACAUCUUCAUCCAGCCUCACGCCCCUCUCGUCCCAAACGCUAUGCCUUUCUCACACCCCCUCUCCCCGGCUGCGAGGCACCCCCUCACAGGAGAAUACGUUGCCCUCCCCCAGUUCACCUUCGACCAACCACAGUCCAGAUACACGAGCGGCCUGUCAGCUGGCAUAUCAGACACUGAUACAGCCACCUGCUCUUCCCCUUUCGACAACAGACUGGGAAGCGGUGCAGGGUUCAGUGCAAAGAAUCGGAGGACCGCCCAGUAAACACAGAGCAUUUAAUUCAGGAGGUGAAUUGUUUAAAAUCUCUGCAGCUGGAGCUCUGACCUCAGCAGAGAUCGAUGCUGAGGAGAGAAUAAGUUUACUGGGAGAGGGUUUUGUUUUUGUUUUUUGUUGAGACAGAUCAUAAAAAAGACAUUGAUUACUCUCUCUGGACGUUGGUACAGACUCGUCCCAGAAUAAUAGAGAAUGGAUCCUUUUUUCUAAACCCAGCUUGAAGGACAGAGGAUCCACUGAGGCUGUACCAGUACUCACUGUACAUGGUGUGUUUGGGACUAAUACUAAUGACACACCAGGACUAAAGCCACCUAACUUCGUAGCCAAAGUUUUUUUCACACACUGUCCUCACCCACGCAAGCCAAUCAGGAAGCAGCGUCUGGCUGAUAACCUCUGACCUUUACAGGAAGUGGUUUGUGACAUGGAGCGUGGGGAGUAUCGUGGGAUAUGCAACUUCAGGUUUUCUACAGAAGUUCUGCUUGCCCCUCCUCUGCUCCUCGAUCACAUUGAUCAAAGCAGAAGUGUGUGAGUAUGUGCGUGUGUGUGCGUGUGUGUGUGCGUGUGUGUGUGUGUGAGUGAGCAUAUGUUUUCCUAUGUGCAAGUAUCGUCAGAUCUGUUGUCACGGAAGUCGGCCAUGUUAUUCUUAUGCUUGCAUCGACAGAGGGGGAGCAGGGCAGAGCUGUAGUGUAUGUUUCUUUGUGUAUCUGUGCAUUGUAAAUAAAGGAAAAUACUGUAUUUGGUGAGAUUAAAAAUAGCUCUAUCCAUAUGCACAUA